AUGGAUCUGAAAAACGACUCGAUAGUGACUGAGUUUAUUUUACUAGGAUUUUCUGGACCAUGGCAACUUCAGAUUUUCUUCUUUGUGACAUUCUCCUUGAUCUACGGUGCUACUGUGCUGGGAAAUAUUCUCAUCAUGGUCAUGGUGACAUUUAGUUCCACCCUUCAUUCUCCCAUGUACUUCCUCCUUGGAAACCUCUCCUUUUUGGACAUGUGUCUCUCCACCGUCACCACACCCAAGAUGAUCACAGACCUGCUCACUGAACACAAGACCAUCUCCAUACAGGGCUGCAUGGCCCAGAUGUUCUUCAUGCAUUUCUUUGGUGGUGCUGAGAUGACUCUUUUGAUAGCCAUGGCCUAUGACAGAUACAUAGCCAUAUGUAAACCCCUGCACUACAGGAGAAUCAUGAGCCACAGGUUGCUAAGCGGGUUUGUGAUACUUUCAUGGAUAAUUGGUUUUAUACACACCAUGAGCCAGAUGGUAUUAACAGUGAACUUGCCUUUCUGUGGUCCUAGUGUCAUAGACAAUAUAUUUUGUGACCUUCCUCUUGUAAUUAAGCUUGCUUGUGUUGAAACAUAUACCCUGGAAUUAUUUGUCAUUGCUGAUAGUGGGCUGCUCUCUUUUAUCUGUUUCAUCCUCCUGCUUGUCUCCUACACUGUCAUUCUAGCCACUGUACAACAGAGAUCAUCUGAAGGCCUCUCCAAGGCUCUGUCCACAUUGUCUGCCCACAUCAUUGUGGUCACUCUGUUCUUUGGACCUUGUAUUUUUAUCUACGCCUGGCCAUUCAGUAGUUUUGCAGGCAAUAAAAUCCUUGCUGUAUUUUACACUGUUAUCACACCCUUACUGAAUCCUAUUAUCUACACACUGAGAAAUCAGAAAAUGCUUAGUGUCAUGAGAAAAUUAUGGUUCCAACGUGUUAGUUCUACACAGAACUUUUAG
This is a messenger RNA of Equus quagga, 939 nucleotides long. Its product is annotated as olfactory receptor 4L1-like. Gene Ontology annotation, cellular component: membrane. Gene Ontology annotation, biological process: G protein-coupled receptor signaling pathway. The record is from RefSeq and is a predicted model, not a curated record. Bases 1 to 939 code for a protein of 312 amino acids. Gene Ontology annotation, molecular function: olfactory receptor activity; G protein-coupled receptor activity. Lineage: Eukaryota; Metazoa; Chordata; Mammalia; Perissodactyla; Equidae. The transcript has a single exon.